CUUCGUUGGAAAUAUCGCAUUACUGACCUAAACGAGUAAUUAAUGACAUAUUAAAAGAGGAUGUGUCAAAAAACUUGGCUAUAGGAAGUAGCUUGAAGUCACUUAUACGAUUAAAAAAAAAUUAUUAUUUGAGAAACAGUACAGCAACAUAACUUUUCAAAAAUGAAUGGAAUUAUACCUGAAAUGGAACAAAUUAUUAGUCAAUUGGAAAGAGGUACUGUAGUUACUAAGUUUUUUCCAAGAAAACGGCCAGAAAAGAAAACUCUUAUGAUAAGAAGAGAAACUAGACAAAUUGUUUGGUCUAGAAGCGCAACAUUCAGACCUUUUGAUGGUUCUGUGGAAAUAAGAGAAGUUAAAGAAAUUAGGGUGGGGAAACAAUCUAAAGAUUUUGAAAAGUGGCCUGAAGAUGCUAAGAGAAUUGAGAAUCUAAGAUGCUUUGUUGUAUAUUAUGGUUCAGAAUUUAGAUUGAAAACUCUUUCUAUAUCAGCUCUUAGUGAAAAAGAAUGUGAGUUGUGGGUUAAAGGAUUACGUCACUUAGUGCAAGACACUAUAAAUGCACCAUAUCCUUUACAAGUUGAAAGAUGGCUUAGAAGAGAAUUUUAUGCAAUGGAAAAUUCCCGUGAAAUGGUUACAUUGAAAGAUGUAAAAGCGUUUUUGCCUAAAGUUAAUUGCAAAAUUGCUACAAAUAGACUCAGAGAAUUGUUCCAAGAAGUAGAUACGAGAAACCGAAAUGAGCUUGGGUUUGAUGAUUUCGUUAUUCUAUACCAUAAACUAAUGUUUGAUCAGAAUAAUCUCACAGAUUGGCAUAAACUGUUGAAUUAUUCCAAAACUGCACAAACCAUCACACUUCAAGAAUUCCAAAACUUUUUAAUUACUGAACAACAAGAUAGUUUGGGAAGUAAUGAAUUAGAAAUAUCGCGUUUUAUUAGGGAAUAUUUGCAAGAUCCUCAGAGAGAUAUACAGGAACCGUAUUUUACCUUCUCAGAAUUUAUAGAUUUCUUAUUUUCCAAACAAAACGACAUCUGGAAUCAAAAAUUUAAUCAAGUUUCUCAAGAUAUGAGCCACUCUCUUGCACAUUAUUGGAUAGCGUCAUCACAUAACACAUACUUGAUGGGAGAUCAGAUUAGCAGUGAAAGUAGCUGUCAGGCUUAUGUGCGUGCAUUAAGAGCAGGAUGCAGAUGUAUAGAGCUUGAUUGUUGGGAUGGUCCAGAUGGAAUGCCAUUUAUAUUCCACGGACAUACUCUUACCACUAAAAUUAAAUUUUUAGACGUUAUUAAAACUAUCAAGGAGCAUGCUUUUUCUACAUCCGAAUAUCCUGUUAUUUUGUCUAUUGAGGAUAAUUGUACCUUGCCGCAACAACGCAAAAUGGCAACGACUAUGCAAGAAGUAUUUGGUGAUAUGCUGUUAGUUCAGCCUGUCGAUAAAAAUGAAACUUAUCUUCCUUCUCCAUUCGCGUUACGUAGAAAAAUUUUAUUAAAACAUAAGAAACUUCCGGACGGAGUCGAUGAAUCCUCGUUUCUUGUUCGAAAUGAUGAAAGCAGGCAAGAGAUGGAUCUUCGAAAUACUGUGAAAAAUGGGAUUCUUUAUUUGGAGGAUCCCGUUGAUAGGGAAUGGAAUCCUCAUUUUUUUGUGCUGACGCAACAGAAGUUGUUUUAUACAGACACGUUUUCAAGAUCGCAAGAAACGGAACACGAUGAUGAUGAAGAAAGCAGCGUUAGGAGAACGUCGGAUGGCGCGCCAAAUGACGAGCUGCAUUUUGGGGAAAAAUGGUUUCAUGGGAAAUUAGCAAGGGGAAGAGAGGAGGCUGAAGAAUUAUUACGAUGUUAUUCCUAUCUUGGAGAUGGUACUUUUCUAGUACGAGAAUGUGUUACAUUUGUGGGUGAUUAUUGUUUAUCAUUCUGGCGUAAAGGAAAGGUGAACCAUUGUCGUAUUAAGCUGAAACAGGAAAUGGGACAAACGCAAUAUUAUCUUAUUGACACCAAUUGUUUUGAUAGUUUAUACAGCUUAAUUACUCAUUAUCGCAAUCAUCCGCUUAGAAGCCAAGAAUUUCUAAUUACUCUACAAGAACCAGUACCUCAACCAAACAAACACGAGGAAAAGGAAUGGUGGCAUCCUGAAUGCACGCGAAUUGCGGCAGAAGAGAUGCUAAAGCGUAUACCCACGGAUGGUGCUUUUUUAGUGAGACCUAGUGAAAGAGAAAGUAAUUGUUAUGCAAUUUCAUUUAGAGCGGAAAAGAAAAUAAAACAUUGUAAAAUAAAACUUGAAGGGAGGCUCUACAGCACUGGAACUGUACAAUUUGAAAGCUUGGUUGAAUUAGUAAAUUAUUACGAACGGCAUCCGUUGUAUAAAAAAAUCAAACUAAGCCAUCCUGUUAAUCAGGAUAUCAUUAGAAGAAUGGGAUUGGAUAAUGAUGAUGGAUCUGUUUAUGGCAUCCCAGGUUACAUGGACCCUACAAGCUUUACGUCGAAAGUUACAGUUAAGGCUAUGUAUGAUUAUAAAGCUAGACGGGACGACGAAUUGACGUUAGUCAAGCAUGCUAUAAUUACUAAUGUCAAUCGACAAAGUGAAGGAUGGUGGAGAGGUGAUUAUGGUGGUAAAAAACAACACUGGUUUCCUGCUAAUUACGUAGAAGAAAUUGAUCAACAAGAAAAUCAGGGAGAUUCGGCAGAUUCUAUGAUGCUCGGCAGCUUGCAGAAAGGUUCAUUGGAUAUCAUGGGUGCUGUAGUAGAAUUAACAGUUGGAGAAAGACCAGGUCUAGAAUGGAUCUUAAGGAUACAAAAUCCUAGUAUGUGUUCAGUAUUCGAAGUUGCGACACCCUUGAAAGAUACCGCGUUAGAAUGGAUGUCAAGUAUUAAAGAGACCGCGCAGAAUGCAAGUGUUAGGGAAAGUCAGCAUAAGGAAAUGGAAAGAGCAUGGAGAAUUGCCAAGGAAAUGUCUAAUCUUAUAGUAUAUUGUAGAUCAGUUGCAUUUAACAUAGAGCGACUAAAAACUAAGGGAUUUACGUUCCACGAAAUGAGUAGUUUUCCCGAAACAAAGGCUGAAAAAUUAAUGUGUCAACAAGAAAAUAAAUUUUUUAUAAAGUACCAUCAGGUUCAGUUUAGUAGAGUUUAUCCAAAGGGUCAACGCAUCGAUUCAUCCAAUUACAAUCCCGUACCGAUGUGGAAUUCUGGUUGUCAAAUGGUAGCUUUGAAUUAUCAGACCGGAGACAAGUCAAUGCAAUUAAAUCAGGCGAAAUUUAAAGAGAACGGAAAUUGCGGCUAUUUAUUGAAGCCAGAAUUCAUGUUUAGACAUGACUUUAAUCCAUGUGACAAAAAUACAUUGCACGGAGUUGAUUCGCUGAAAAUCAGUUUAAAAAUUAUUGGAGCGAGGCAUUUAAUGAGAUCAGGAAGAGGCACUGCCAGUCCAUCCGUCGAAAUCGAAAUUAUAGGAGCAGAUUUCGAUUCAGGAACGAAAUUAACAACAAAGACGAUCCCCGACAAUGGAUUUAAUCCAAUGUGGAAUGAAACAUGUGAAUUUGAAAUAUUCAAUCCAUAUUUUGCUCUUAUACGAUUUUUAGUGCAAGACGAAGAUAUGUUUGGCGAUAGUAAUUUCAUAGGACAAGCUACUUAUCCAGUGCGUUGUUUAAGGACAGGAUAUAGAAGUGUUCCAUUAAAAAAUAUAUAUAGCGAAGAUCUUGAGCUUGCUUCCUUAUUGAUACAUAUUAAAACCAUGCCUUCAUCGGGACAUAAUGCAUAAUAAAUCAACAAAAAGUUAAAUCUGUGUUGUGGAAUAUUCAAUAUGUAAUUUAAUAAAACUAUUGAAAUUAGCGUAAUGAUGCAAACUAUAACGAUUGGUACAUAUCGCAACAGUACAGAAUGGUAUAAAAAUAAUGUUAGGACGAACAUAUCGUUAGAAAACUGUAUAUAUUUAUGUCAAACUUUAACAAGUUAGAUACAUGUAGAUUAUUGCAGAAAUAUAUUAAAAAUGUUUCUAUGAUUCACAUAUGACAUAAAGUGAUUAAAUAUUCUAUGUUCUCUCAUCAAAAAGAGAAAUAUAUUAAAAAAAAUAAUGAAAUAAAAAAUUAAAAGAUUGAUUAAGUUAAAAAAAAGUUCUAACAAGACAAAUAGACAAUAUAUAUGCAUCUAGAUGAUUGAAAUCUAGAAUAGAUAAAUUAUACUGCUACGACAUAUGGAUAUUAUUAAUAGCGUUGAAGCAAUAGAGUAUAUUUUGUUUUAUAUAUGAGGCGUUUUUAAUAAUUUAUGUGAUUAGUAAUAUAUCAUAUUGACUUGUUAUGUUUCGUAAAAUAUGCUCUCAUAUAUUGCAUAAUGAAUUAUCUUUCCUUAUAACAAUUAGUUUAUCAAAUCAUCAUGUUUUAUACUUGUAGUGCUAAUAUUAAUUACUUAAUUUAAAAGAGUAAUUGCUCUAUGCAAUGAAAUGAAUGGAUGAAGAGAAAGAAAUAUAAUAUAAGCACAAAUACGCUAUAAUAUCAUAGAUAUAUAUUAUGGCAUUUAAUGCAAAAGAAGUGUCACUUAUGCGCGACAAACACACAUCAUACACUUAGAGUAUUUAGAACUACAGAUACAACUAGAACUAUAGAUACAAAUUUAAUUAAGUGAUAAAUUUUAGAUUAAAACUGAAGUCCUAAUAUAUAUAGAUCUAUAAAUCAAUUACUUUCUAGAUAUUUAUUUUUAAAAUUUUUUAUUUAGUAUAUAUAUAUAUGUGUGUGUGUGUAUGUCUAAAGUUUAUAUAUAUGACACACAUAUGAAACAUAGAUUAAUAUUUCAUACGUCAUGGACUGAUAUCUCGAGAUUAUUCACGAGAAGCGAUAAUAAAUGAUGAAAUGAAUUCACGCUCGCCUGGAAACACAACUGAGAGUAACUUUCGUUACUAUUACAGAUACACAUAAAUAAAGUUAAUUCUUUAUAAUU
Linepithema humile (Argentine ant) is the source of this 4907-nucleotide messenger RNA. It is a transcript of the gene sl, whose product is annotated as small wing phospholipase C gamma 1. The record is from RefSeq and is a predicted model, not a curated record. Gene Ontology annotation, biological process: positive regulation of epithelial cell migration; phospholipid catabolic process; release of sequestered calcium ion into cytosol. NCBI's taxonomy places the organism in Eukaryota, Metazoa, Arthropoda, Insecta, Hymenoptera, Formicidae. Gene Ontology annotation, molecular function: phosphatidylinositol-4,5-bisphosphate phospholipase C activity; calcium ion binding; protein binding.